AUGGAGCUUGUUAAUCGCGACGCUUCUCUUAAGGUGAAGGUGAUCAUCACUCAUGUUGCAGAAAAAUACAGGUACAUAAUAUCGUACAAAAAGGCAUGGAUUGCAAAGUGUAAGGCAAUAGAAUCGAUAUAUGGAAAUUGGGAGACAUCUUACAAUGACCUUCUGCAAUGGAUGCUGGUUGACAGAACAUGGUUGUAUGGCAAGUAUAGAGGGACUCUGUUGAUGGUUGUGACACAAGAUGGGAACGGGAACAUUUUCUCAAUAGCUUUCGCAUUAGUUGAAGGUGAUACAAAGGAUGCUUGGAGUUUCUUUCUUGGGAAUUUGAGAAUACACGUUACUCCACAAGCAAAUUUGUGUCUUAUAUCAGACAGACAUGAAUCGAUAAAUAGUGCAUAUAACAAUCCUGAAAAUGGAUGGCAAUAUCCUCCAUCUUCACACGUCUAUUGCAUUAGACACGUUGCACAAAACUUCAUGCGUGAGAUUAAAGACAAGGAACUAUGCAAAAAAGUUGUUAACAUGGGUUAUGCGUUGACAGAGGCGACAUUUAACUACUAUCGCGGGGAAAUCUGGAGAAUAAACAAUGACACUUUAUCAUGGAUAGACAACAUCCCUCGAGAGAAGUGGGCAAUGGCAUAUGACGGAGGGCAACGCUGGGGUCACAUGACAACUAAUCUAGAAGAAGCAGUGAACUUGGUACUCAAAGAAACCCAAAACCUUCCAAUCACUGCAUUGGUCCAAUCUACGUACUAUCGGUUAGGAUCACUCUUUGGUAAAAAAAGGCCAUCAGUGGACAAAAAUGUUGGCCUCUGGCCAAGUUUUCACUGA
Molecule: messenger RNA, 825 nt
Organism: Lathyrus oleraceus (garden pea)
Lineage: Eukaryota; Viridiplantae; Streptophyta; Magnoliopsida; Fabales; Fabaceae
Exons: 2
Coding region: 1-825 (274 amino acids)
Source: RefSeq, a predicted model, not a curated record